Messenger RNA from Mirounga angustirostris (Northern elephant seal), 3945 nucleotides. It is a transcript of the gene ZC3H11A, whose product is annotated as zinc finger CCCH-type containing 11A. Lineage: Eukaryota; Metazoa; Chordata; Mammalia; Carnivora; Phocidae. Gene Ontology annotation, molecular function: metal ion binding. Gene Ontology annotation, biological process: poly(A)+ mRNA export from nucleus. The coding region runs from base 1427 to 3877 and encodes 816 amino acids. The record is from RefSeq and is a predicted model, not a curated record. The transcript is spliced from 19 exons.
CGGGGCAGGGGAGGUGGGGGAGAGGGCGAGGGGAGUGGCCGCGGCCUCCCCUCGCCCCUGGGUUGCGGCCUAGCCCGGGAAGUCAGAGCGGGUCCUUCGGCCCCGCCGUAACGACCCCCCUCCCCUGCCCCCCGCCCGCCGCCCUCGCCGGGGCGAGCUGGGAGCCCCGGGCUCCCGCUCUCAGUUCCAGUCACCCCACCCCCAUCCCUUGCACCCCACCCCCACGGCGCCUGCUCCUUCCCAACAACCUUCCUCCCCUCCCCCACAUCCGGUGUUGGCGAAACCGUAGGAGCCCGGAGCAGCCCCGGAAAGCCGGCUUGUGCCCCGUCUCCCGGAGAGAGAACUGACACUAGCUUGCUUUCUUCGCGACAACAGUUUCCCUAGUUUAGCGGACCCCCACUGCCUAAAUCCAACUGGGUGCCAGGAGCUGAAUUUACCUACUCUCGUUCCUCUCCAGGGUCCCACUACUUGGGAGAUAUUCUCAAACUCCACAUACUGAAAGCCACCGACCUUAAUCCGGUAUCCUACACCCCUUCCCUACUUUAAUUAACUCCCACCCCAGCCCUCCGCAUCGGAGUCAAGAACAACAGGGACACUUCCGUUCUCCUUGUAGGAUUGAUGAAACCGUAAUGAAGAACACCCCCUAAAGUCCCAUAAUCGGUGCGGAUUCCUAUGGGGAAGGCCCAUGUUGUUGACAUCUUGCAGGCCUUGGUUCUGGACCUUGAGAAGGAGGCUGUGGAACUAGUGAUAGCGAUGCUUUUUAGGAUUUGGGGAUAUUCCCUGCCCAAAAAUUUCCUGGAAAAUUGACUAGUAUUAAGUGUGAAGAAAUCUUGAAGACCAGAAAUUGGAUCUUAUUGAAUUUUGGUGUUCUUUUUCUUUUUUCUUUUUCUUCUUUCUUUUUAAAUUAUAUUGUUCGGCUAUGGAAGAUGGAUUUUUUUUUUUCCAAUAAUCCUUUGACUCUGAAGUUCAUCUUUAAAUGAACUCUCUUUUUUGUUGGUUUUUAUUUUUGUUUUUGUUUUUGAGGAGAUAACUAAGCCUAGCUGUCUCCAGUCUGACAAAGGUUAUUCGAAUGGACUUAAUCUCCCAGUAGUUGGGAGAUGUUUUAAAAACACGUCCUGUGUUUGAAUUGUGGCUGAGAGGUUUCCUUGGCAAUGUGAGGAGGAAAAUUCUUUCUGCCCCAUUAUUAUUAAUUCAUGGAUUGAGUGUUGGUUCGACCUACAGGCGUAAUAGAUUGGAACUCAGUGAAGACACAGAGGUUCCUGUUGAGAGCAACCAGCUAAUGAUUGCAUUUUAAAGACGAUUUCUCUGAUUGAGUUGUCUUUUGGAAGAUUAAACCCAUUUCAAGAGGACUUGGAGCUGGUCCUCGCCUUGAGGAAGCAGUGGCUUGUUUUCAAGAAGCCACUUCCAAUCUAAGGAUCUACCCAGCAUGCCUAAUCAAGGAGAAGACUGCUAUUUUUUUUUCUAUUCUACAUGUACCAAAGGUGACAGCUGUCCCUUCCGUCACUGUGAAGCUGCACUAGGAAAUGAAACUGUUUGCACAUUAUGGCAAGAGGGGCGCUGUUUUCGACAGGUGUGCAGGUUUCGGCACAUGGAGAUUGAUAAAAAACGUAGUGAGAUUCCUUGUUACUGGGAAAAUCAGCCAAUGGGAUGUCAGAAACUAAACUGCGCUUUCCAUCACAAUAGAGGACGUUAUGUUGAUGGCCUUUUCCUACCUCCAAGCAAAACUGUGUUGCCCACUGUGCCUGAGUCACCAGAAGAGGAAGUGAAGGCUAACCAGCUCACAGUUCAACAGAACAAAUUGUCUGUCCAGUCUAAUCCCUCCCCUCAGCUGCGAAGUGUUAUGAAAGUAGAAAGUUCAGAAAAUGUUCCUAGCCCCACCCAUCCACCAGUUGUGAUCAAUGCUGCAGAUGAUGAUGAAGAUGAUGAUGAUCAGUUUUCUGAGGAAGGUGAUGAAACCAAAACACCCAUCCUGCAACCGCCUCCCGAAGUUCAUAAUGGAUUACGGACAGCCUCUGCCCGGAAACCUGGGGUCAAUUUGAAGCAAGGUGAAUGUUUGAAUUUUGGAAUAAAAACUCUUGAGGAAAUUAAGUCAAAGAAAAUGAAGGAAAAAUCCAAGAAGCAAGGUGAAGGUUCUUCCGGAGUUUCCAGUCUUUUACUCCAACCUCAGCCCAUUCCAGGUCCUGAAAAAGAGAAUGUUCGGACUGUAGUGAGGACAGUAACUCUUUCCAGCAAACAAGGAGAAGAACCCUUGGUAAGAUUGAGUCUCACUGAGAGACUGGGAAAACGAAAAUUUUCAGUAGGUGGUGACAGUGAUCCUCCAUUAAAGCGUAGCCUUGCACAGAGGUUGGGGAAGAAAGUGGAAGCUACAGAAACUAACACUGACAAAGCACCAAAGAAAGUUCAUAUUUCCAAGUCUCUGAAGGAGCGAUUAGGCAUGUCAGCUGGUCCCAACAGUGAGGAGGCAGGAGAGAGAGUCACUAAAGUUGGUGAGAUCCAUGUGAAGACAUUAGAAGAAAUUCUUCUUGAAAAAGCUAGUCAGAAACGUGGAGAAUUGCAACCUAAACUCAAGACAGAAGGACCUUCAAAAGUUGAUGAUUCUACUUUAGGAACAAGAAGCCCCUCCACUAUCCGAAUCAAAACCUUCUCUGAGGUCCUGGCUGAAAAGAAACAUCGGCAGCAGGAAGCAGAGAGGCAAAAAAGCAAAAAGGAUGUAACUUGCAUCAAGCUAAAGGCAGAUAGUGAAAUUAAAAAAACAGUGGUUCUCCCACCUAUAGUUACCAGCAAAGGACAAUCAGAGGAGCCCGCAGGUAGAACAAAGUCUAUGCAGGAGGUGCACAUCAAGACACUGGAGGAAAUUAAACAGGAGAAGGCACUGCGGGUACAGCAGAGCUCUGAGGGCAGCACCAGCUCCCAGCCUCAGCCUGAGGCCACCCCAGGGGCAAGGCGGCUUCUCCGAAUCACAAAAAAAACAGGUAUAAAAGAAGAGAAGAAACUUCAAGAAGGAAGUGAAGUUGCUUCCCAGAGCAGUGUUAUUAGAACAGAGGCUAAAGAGGCUUCAGAAGAGACCACAGGAGUUGGCAUCACCAAAAUUCAAGUCAAGAGGUGUGAGACCAUGAGAGAGAAGCACAUGCAGAAACAGCUGGAGAGGGGCACCUCACAGAAGGAAAAAUCAGUUUUGACACCCCUCCGGGGAGACGUAGACUCUUACAAUACUCAGAUAGCAGAGAAGCCGGUGCUCACUACAGUGCCGGGCCUCACACGGCACCUGACCAAGCGGCUUCCCACAAAGCCAUCCCAAAAGGCAGAGGUAGAAACCUCAGGCAUUGGGGACUCGAUAUUGAAUGUGAAAUGUGCAGCACAGACCUUGGAAAAAAGGGGUAAAGCUAAACCCAAAGUCAAUGUGAAGCCAUCUGUGGUUAAAGUUGUCUCAUCCCCCAAACUGGCCCCCAAACGCAAGGCAGUGGAGGCCCACCCUGCUGUCAUUGCAGCUGUGAAGCCACUCAGCUCCAGCGGCGUCCUCCAGGAAAGCCCCACCAAAAAAGCAGCUGUGGCGGUUGUCCCACUCCUUUCUGAGGACAAGUCAGUCACUGUGCCUGAGAUGGAAAAACCUAGAGACAGUCUUGUGCUGCCUCCAACCCAGUCCUCUUCAAAUUCCUCCCCACCGGAAGUAUCUGGCCCUUCUUCAUCUCAGAUGGCCACGAAAACUCGCCGACUGAGCUCCACCUCAACAGGAAAGCCCCCGCUUUCUGUGGAGGAUGAUUUUGAGAAACUAAUAUGGGAGAUUUCAGGAGGCAAAUUAGAAGCUGAGAUCGACUUGGAUCCUGGGAAAGAUGAAGAUGACCUUCUGCUUGAGCUAUCAGAGAUGAUUGAUAGCUGAAGGCAGUAGAACAUUUAAAAAAAAAAAAAAACAAAAACUGGACUUAGUUUCAUCUAUUAUAACAUUUA